Periconia digitata is the source of this 559-nucleotide messenger RNA. The record is from the annotation of a GenBank genome assembly. NCBI's taxonomy places the organism in Eukaryota, Fungi, Ascomycota, Dothideomycetes, Pleosporales, Periconiaceae.
AUGGCCUUUUCACACAGACUACUUUGUGGCUCGUGCAUUUCGGCUAAUCUUGGCAACCCACCACGCUCUGCGAAAAUCUUCACGAUUCAAUUCCUGAACUUUUCCCAGCAGCCGCAACUUCGUCCCUUUCUCGACAUCCACGCUCCGACUAACCACCAGCGAGAACUCCUCAAAAUGUCCAGCACCAAGGCCGGAAAGAAGCCCGCGGGCAAGCAACAGCGUAGCGCCAUCGCCGACGUCGUCGCGCGCGAAUACACGAUCCACCUCCACAAGCGAGUUCACGGAGCCUCUUUCAAGAAGAAGGCCCCCAAGGCUAUCAAGGAGAUCAAGGCUUUCGCUGAGAAGGCUAUGGGUACCAAGGACGUCCGCCUCGACCCCCAGCUUAACAAGAAGGUCUGGGAAUCCGGUAUCAAGGGUGUCCCAUUCCGCCUCCGUGUCCGCAUCUCCCGUAAGCGUAACGACGAGGAGGGCGCCAAGGAGAAGCUCUACUCCUACGUUCAGGCCGUCAACGUCAAGGACCCCAAGGGUCUCCAGACCACCAUCGUCGAAGACUCAUAGA